This is a messenger RNA of Kwoniella botswanensis, 921 nucleotides long. RefSeq lists its product as uncharacterized. Gene Ontology annotation, cellular component: membrane; endoplasmic reticulum. The transcript is spliced from 7 exons. The record is from RefSeq and is a predicted model, not a curated record. NCBI's taxonomy places the organism in Eukaryota, Fungi, Basidiomycota, Tremellomycetes, Tremellales, Cryptococcaceae. Bases 1 to 921 code for a protein of 306 amino acids. Gene Ontology annotation, biological process: lipid homeostasis.
AUGUCUUCCCUCAACCCUUUACCUCACUUAGGUCCGCAUUUGCCUACGUUCCUCCUUUCCACUCUCUUCUUUUAUGGGAUCCAGUAUACCUCGCAUAAGAUAUCUCCUAGAUUAGUAGCGAAGUAUGGGGAGUUGGAUAAACGUACGAGAACAGGAUGGGCUACACAUGUGGUUUCUAUGGUACAUGCCAUUUUAGUCAUUCCUUUAGCUUUCCGAUGCCUUUCCUCUCCAUCGCUCAAAUCAGAUCCUGUAUUUGGGUAUGAUCAUUUCGUAGGACAUGUAUUUGCGUUCAGUUCGGGUUACUUCCUGUGGGAUACGUUGGAUAGUCUGAUGAAUUCGACUAUUGGAUUUGUUGUACAUGGUGCUGCUUGUCUGGCUGUAUUCAUGUUCUCCUUCAGACCAUUCUUAGCUGGUUUUGGAGCUCCAUUCUUACUCUGGGAAUUAUCCACUCCAUUACUCAAUAUACACUGGUUCAUGGAUAAGUCCGGGUUGUCAGCUAGAUACCCGACGUUCUUCCUUGCCAACGCUCUGAUAUUCAUGCUGGUCUUCUUCCUCGCCAGGAUAGUAUAUGGUGGAGCCAACAGCUUGUUGUUCUUCCGUACGAUGUGGAAUGAGAGAGAUCGUAUACCCCUUCACCUACACAUCAUCUACUGCUCCGGCAACCUAGCUCUAAACGCUCUGAAUUGGUCAUGGUUCUCCAAGAUGCUAGAGAAGAUGUAUGCUAGAAUACAAGGUGAUGAGAAGGUCAAAUCACCCGAAGGAGGUAAAGGAGAGAAAGAACCAUUGAUUCAAGAUGAUGCUAAAGAGGGUGAAGAUCCCAGUCAAACCAAGAAAGAGGAAGAAGAAGAAGAAGGUAGUUUGACGUUACCUGCCAACCCACCUAGUCCGAUAGUGGAGAAGGGCGAUAGGGAUGUUUUAUAG